GCGACUCCCCCAGCCAAUCAGAACGCUCCGCGCCGGUGACUCCACUCCCGCUUCCCCUCACCCCCACGCCCACACGAGGUGGAAUCUUCCAGUCUCGGACUGCUUUUUCCCCCCAGCGGGGCCAAUGCGGCUGCGCGUCGCGCCCUGAUUGGCCAAGAGCUGCGAGCUGCGCGCGCAAGCGCCCAACUCGGUUGCUAAGGGCGGGAGCCCGCCGAGGGCGCCGGUGGCUGGAGUUGUCUCAGGCCCACGUCGAAGCCUGCCCGCACUCGCCAUGCCGAACCGCAGGGCCAGCCGCAAUGCUUACUACUUCUUCGUGCAGGAGAAGAUCCCCGAGCUACGGAGGCGAGGCCUGCCGGUGGCUCGCGUAGCUGAUGCCAUCCCCUACUGCUCCUCAGACUGGGCGCUCCUGAGGGAGGAAGAAAAGGAGAAAUACGCAGAAAUGGCUCGAGAAUGGAGGGCUGCCCAAGGAAAGGACUCUGGGCCUUCAGAGAAGCAGAAACCUGUUUCCACACCACUGAGGAAGCCAGGCAUGCUUGUACCAAAGCAGAAUGUUUCACUCCCAGAUAUGUCAAGUUUGUCUCUAAAAAGUGAUCAAGCUCUCCUGGGUGGCAUUUUUUAUUUUUUGAACAUUUUUAGCCAUGGUGAGCUGCCGCCUCAUUGUGAACAGCGCUUCCUCCCUUGUGAAAUUGGCUGUGUUAAAUAUUCUCUCCAAGAAGGUAUUAUGGCAGAUUUCCACAGUUUUAUAAAUCCUGGUGAAAUUCCACGAGGAUUUCGGUUUCAUUGUCAGGCUGCAAGUGAUUCUAGUCACAAGAUUCCUAUUUCAAACUUUGAAUCUGGGCAUGACCAAGCAACUGUGUUACAAAACCUUUAUAGAUUUAUUCAUCCAUACCCAGGGAACUGGCCACCUAUAUACUGCAAGUCUGAUGAUAGAGCCAGAGUCAACUGGUGUUUGAAGCAUAUGGCAAAGGCAUCAGAAAUCAGGCAAGAUCUAGAACUUCUCACUGUAGAGGACCUUGUAGUGGGGAUCUACCAGCAAAAAUUUCUCAAGGAGCCCUCCAAGACCUGGGUUCGAAGUCUCUUAGAUGUGGCCAUGUGGGAUUACUCUAGCAACACAAGGUGCAAAUGGCAUGAAGAAAAUGAUAUUCUCUUCUGUGCUUUAGCUGUUUGCAGGAAGAUUGCGUACUGCAUCAGUAAUUCUCUGGCUACUCUCUUUGGAAUCCAGCUCACAGAAGCUCAUGUACCACUACAAGAUUAUGAGGCCAGCAAUAGUGUGACUCCAAAAAUGGUUGUAUUGGAUGCAGGGCGUUACCAGAAGCUAAGGGUUGAGAGUCCAGGAUUCUCUCAUUUCAACUAUUCUAAUCAGGAACAAAGAUCAAACACACCCAUUGGUGACUACCCAUCUGGGGUGAAAAUUUCUGGCCAAAACAGCAGUGUUCGGGGAAGAGGGAUUACCCGCUUACUAGAGAGCAUCUCCAAUUCCUCCAGCAAUAUCCACAAAUUCUCCAACUGUGAGACUUCACUCUCACCUUAUAUGUCCCAAAAGGAUGGAUACAAAUCUUUCUCUUCCUUUUCUUAAUGAUGGUACUUUUUUCAAUUUCUAGAAAAAUAACAGGCCCAACUUCCCUUUUGACUACAGUCAUAUUAAACAAACAGAUCACAUCAAUGAUAACUAUCACGACUGUAAAAACUACCUAAUUUGUAAGGAAAUUCUAUUUCAUAGAUUAAAAAUAAUUGUGGUUGGAGAAGAUCUUGGCAUUUUUGCUUUUUUUAUUUUUUCAGGGAUUGUUGUACUUCCUGACUGUAUGAUGGGUAUACUAUUCAAGUUUUGAGUUCUGUAAGAACAAAACUGGCAUUUUCAGAGUUGUGUUUUUGGGAAUGUUAUAAAUUGAUAAUAACUUUCCCCCAACAAUAAAAGUAUCAAAUAUCUGUUAUGAAAGGUUCUAAAA
Molecule: messenger RNA, 1946 nt
Organism: Microcebus murinus (gray mouse lemur)
Lineage: Eukaryota; Metazoa; Chordata; Mammalia; Primates; Cheirogaleidae
Gene: MAEL
Product: maelstrom spermatogenic transposon silencer
Biological process (GO): piRNA processing; negative regulation of DNA-templated transcription; regulation of miRNA-mediated gene silencing
Cellular component (GO): nucleus; P granule
Molecular function (GO): sequence-specific DNA binding
Source: RefSeq, a predicted model, not a curated record